AUGACGAGCUCUAGAUCAGGUCCGACGGGAGGAGGGGGUAGAUCUGUGACUCGGAUGCCUGAUGUCACAUCUCGUCGGGUUAAUGAGAAACCAAUGACGGUGGAGUUUGAUCCCCGAACAUUUGUGCCUAUUGGGGCACAUGCAGCAUCGUUCAAAAGUUACUUGGGCGUGAUGGCAAAAGCACAUGUCCCUAUUGUCGCUACCUGUUGGGAUGAUGUCCCACAGGUUGACAAAAAUCUACUAUGGCAGCAUAUUUUGGAAAAUUGGAAUAUCCCUAAUGAUGAGAGGAUAAGGAAGAAGAUUUUAUCCCACAUUGCAGUCCGGUGGAGGGACUUCAAGACGAGAAUGACACAUCAAUACGUCUUUGGCUCUAAACAGAAUAACACUCCUUAUAAAAAAUAUAAAAUAACUGAGGAGGAGUGGGUGCAGUUUAAAGAAUCUAGACUUACUCCUGAGUGGCAGGUGAAAAGGAUAGCCGCCCAGCAGAGGCAGAAGCUUAAUGAUACAUCACACGUACUGUCACGUGGUGGUUAUGGGUUAUUAGAGAAAAAGAUGAGAAAACGUCGCGCUGAGGAGUUAGGUCUUGAGUCACCUGAUCUAGCACCUCCACCAGCCAGACAUGAAUUAUGGAAGGCUGCACGGACAAAGUCCAAUGGCCAGUUUACAUCCCAGUCUGCUCAGGAGAUAUCCCAGAGAAUUAGUCAAGGCACAUUUGUGGCACAAGGUAGGGAGGACCUCCUAGUAACAGCCAUAGGUCGGCUAGACCGUCCAGGUCGUGUGCGUGGUGUUGGAGGAGCUGUUGGAUUGAGGGACUACUUUGGCCCUAAACCAAGAAGCACAGAAGUCGUGACUCGGGAAAUGUAUCAGUUUUUGGUUGAUGAGGAUCAUCCGCGCGUAGUGGCCAUGGGACGAUAG
This is a messenger RNA of Vigna angularis (adzuki bean), 915 nucleotides long. RefSeq lists its product as uncharacterized. Bases 1 to 915 code for a protein of 304 amino acids. The record is from RefSeq and is a predicted model, not a curated record. The transcript is spliced from 5 exons. NCBI's taxonomy places the organism in Eukaryota, Viridiplantae, Streptophyta, Magnoliopsida, Fabales, Fabaceae.